AUGCCUUCAAUUCAAAUGACGCGAGACGCCGUACUGGCCUUGAUAAGCGACACAGGCAAUGUCGCUGGCAAACAAUAUGUCAUUGUCGAUCUCCGCAGAAAUGACUUUGUGGGAGGUCACAUUCGAGGUUCCAUCAACCUGCCGGCCCAGACUCUUCAAUCAUCGCUGCCGACAUUGUACAACAUGUGCAAGGCCGCCGGAGUCCAGAAAGUCAUUUGGUAUUGCAUGUCCUCCCGAGGGCGAGGCACGAGAGGAGCUGAUCUCUUUAGCAAUUAUCUCCAAGCCCGUGGGGAUUCAGUAAUGGAGAGUAUCAUUCUAGUUGAGGGUAUCAGAGGUUGGGCAAAUGCCGGUGACAAAUUCACGGACUGGCUGGAUGAGUACGAUGCUUCGUAUUGGGAAUCAGAAGAAAAAUAA
Messenger RNA from Pestalotiopsis fici W106-1, 414 nucleotides. RefSeq lists its product as uncharacterized. Lineage: Eukaryota; Fungi; Ascomycota; Sordariomycetes; Amphisphaeriales; Sporocadaceae. The record is from RefSeq and is a predicted model, not a curated record. Bases 1 to 414 code for a protein of 137 amino acids. The transcript is spliced from 3 exons. Gene Ontology annotation, cellular component: nucleus; cytoplasm. Gene Ontology annotation, molecular function: protein tyrosine phosphatase activity.